Molecule: messenger RNA, 2560 nt
Organism: Somion occarium
Lineage: Eukaryota; Fungi; Basidiomycota; Agaricomycetes; Polyporales; Cerrenaceae
Source: the annotation of a GenBank genome assembly
UUUCCCUGCGACGAAAUUUAUCGCUGAAUGAAAUGGCUCCUCGACCGUCUCUCCCAUCCUCGCUCAAGAAGCGCAAGGCAGCUUCUAAUACCAGUCCCGACGAUGCUGCUAAAAUUCAGAAGCUGGAAGAGCAGGUUACUACUGCAGUAACCUCCAAGACCUCGCUCAACCCUUUGACCGAUCUCCUUGAAGCAGCUCAAAAUGCUACAGAACCAUCAAUACUCACUAAAGCAAUAUAUGCACUAUACCGCUCAUAUGUGGUGAUCAUCACUAAUGGUCUUCUCUCAAAUAUACCCGCGAACGAGGAGGCAAAGGCUGUUCGUGCUUGGCUCAAUGAAAGAUUGCAUGAGUACACAGAGCUGCUGGUAGGAUUGUUGAAGGAUGAGGAUGCUACUCUUCGGACAUCUGCGCUCAAGAUCCUCCUUUCCAUCCAAAAACACUUGUCCUCCUCUCUCAGUAAAGCCUCGUCAAGUAGCGCUCUCCGACCGCAGUUCCACGUUUCCCAUUUCAAACAGAUAUUACAGGGACUCAUUCUAUGUCCUCCGUCGCCGAGAGGGCGAGCCUCUAACAAGCGAUCCAAAAGCGAAAGAUUGAAUUCCGAACACGACGGAAAGGUUGAAGCAGAUGUCCGUGAUCUUUUCAUCGAGUCAUACCUCAGCGAGCACGACGAUGUGCGGUGGUUUUUCCUUCGUGAAUCGGCGAGUUUACUCGCGACAUAUUCCAAGUCUGAAUACCCAGACGUACCCGACAACCUGCUGUCAUUCUUGGAGCGACUUACAACAUUCCCUACCGACAGUUCAGAGCUAAAUUCCUGGUUGGUUGAAGAGUUGGGAACCCGCCCUCCGAAGGCAAAAACGUCAUCAGAGUCUGACGACGAAGAUGAGAACGCAGACCGACCUGAGAAAACAGCAGACGCCGAAGAAGACGACUGGCGAAAGUUCUUCGAAGACGAGGUAGUCACAGAACCCAAGUCGUCAGACCCGAAGAAACCUUCAGUUCGACUGCACAAGUUGACCGUGCAUCAGUCAUUACACUCCCUUUCGUCACACAAGGCCAUGUUCACUCGUACAUGGCUAACUCUGCUUCCUCUACUGUCGGUUGGAUCAUCCGAGAAUAGCAAAGCGCUUGCGGCGAGAGCCCUGAAUGUGAUGCACGGAGGUGUUAUGCCACAUCUCACCAGACCGGUGUUGGUUAUGGACUGGAUAGCGUCUUGCGUUGAUUAUGGUGGAACUGUUGGCUUGUUGGCACUGAACGCUUUGUUCAUCCUCAUCAAGGAUUAUAACCUUGAUUAUCCUUCGUUCUACACCCGUCUCUAUGCCUUCCUCGACCGCGAUGUCCUACAUGUCAAGCACAGGGCACGGUUCUUCCGAUUAAUGGAGUUAUUCCUUAGCUCAACUCUGUUACCUGCAACACUUCUCGCAUCCUUUGUGAAACGUCUCGCUCGUCUUUCUCUUAAUGCACCUCCUGCUGCUAUUGUCAUGGUCAUUCCCUUUACGUACAACAUCCUUAAGAAACACCCUGCGCUGAUGGUUAUGAUCCACAGAGCAGACGAUGUGCCUCAAGAUGAACAGGGUGCGUGUAUUGCUCUACAUUAUACUCGUGAUAGGAUUGAUCUUUGGCUCCCGAAUUCAUUAGACCCAUUCAAUCCCUCAGAACCAAACCCUACCUUAACCAACGCCAUCGAGUCGUCAUUAUGGGAGUUGUACUCACAGAGGAACCAUUACCAUUCAGCGGUCUCGACGUUGGCGCGAAUAUUCGAGGAAGCCUUCACCAAGCCCAACUACUCUUUGGAAGACUUCCUAGAUCAUACUUAUACUACUCUGUAUGAGACGGAGGCAAAGCGCAAGAUCAAGAAGGAACCAGCUUUGGCUUUGGAACCCACCCAGCGUGCUUGGUUCGUCACGCCGUCACCGGAGACAGAAAGUACGGUUGUUUUGGAUCGCGUUGAUUCAGUGUGGUCCUUUAGCUAGUCGUUCGUACGUCGUUCCGAUUUUGUAUAGGUACCUCAUUGAGUCAGCUUAUGCUCUAGACUGCGCCUCACAGUUGGCAUGGUCGGUGUUCAUAGGACACUUUGUCAGUGAUGCGCAUUCCAUCAACCCGAUUCGAGCAGGACAGAUAAAUGAAAGCUACAACGUUAGUAGUUUGAUCCUGAGAUGACCCUCUGAACAAUUGAGACCAGAGAAAAAGCCUGUCGUACGAAGCAUUGUGCUUUAGUGGAUGGUCCUCCAAAGGAAGACAGCUCGAUCAAGAGGUGGCUAAGACCCAGAUCGGGCACACUCACCGUUCAAGGGAGGUAGGGUCCACUCGGAGUCAAGUCCGGGAUAUCGUUGCUGACCGCGCAAGAGAUCGGUCGAGAGCGGGAUGAGAUGAAGACUGAAUUACUAUGUAUUAAAUCAGGGACUCAUGCAUAUGGUCAUCCAGAAAGUCAGUACUCUGGUUUACUGGGCACCAUGUGACAUCGUCAUCCAUGAAUAUGACAGAAGUCGAGGACAUAUACUGAGAGUAACUUUCACUUGUGAAUGUGAAUAACGCAUCUAUCGAGGAGCAGUCAUAGCCUGCC